This is a messenger RNA of Leptopilina boulardi, 27850 nucleotides long. RefSeq names its product microtubule-actin cross-linking factor 1 (gene shot). The coding region runs from base 699 to 25901 and encodes 8400 amino acids. Gene Ontology annotation, biological process: wound healing; intermediate filament cytoskeleton organization. The record is from RefSeq and is a predicted model, not a curated record. Gene Ontology annotation, molecular function: structural molecule activity; calcium ion binding; microtubule binding. NCBI's taxonomy places the organism in Eukaryota, Metazoa, Arthropoda, Insecta, Hymenoptera, Figitidae. The transcript is spliced from 45 exons. Gene Ontology annotation, cellular component: cytoplasm; membrane; intermediate filament.
GAACCGGGUCGCAUUCGUGACGCAAAGAUUGGCGCGAUAAGUGAUAAUGUAUGUCGUCGUUAAUGAUAUCAGUGAAAUAUAUUGAGAAAGUACCAGUCAUUUCUUUUGCAUGAAUAUUUUCAAAUUUUAAUGUUAAAUGAUAUUUAAAGAAAAUCAAUAGUGCUUCAUCCCUAUGGAGGAUAGGUCAUUGUGUCGUUGACGAUGAGAAAGCCGGUGUGUGUUCAUUGAUUUUUACCUUGAGGGGGGUGUUUUAACGUCCGCCCGUGUGUCAAAUGAUCUAUAUAAAUGAGAAACGUCACAAACGGGGUGCAAAAAAUUGAAAGAUAGUGACAAAAAUAAAAUUAAAAUUUUCUUUAUUUUUUACGAAUCACAAAUAUUAAAUGGAAAUAUUUGAUAUUGUAAAUCAAGUGUAUGUGUAUAUUAUUUGUUUCGACAUGUUUGCGUGUAUUUCUCGAAAUGAGUUAUGUAUUAGCCAUCAGAGUAAACACUGACAAUUAAGUGAAUCGGUAGUCUCUCAACAAUAACCUCAACAUUAUUGAAACAUAAAUAAACAUCAGUGGUGAUAUAAUAAAAAGUGAUUGAAAAAAAGUGUGAAUGACCUGUGAAUUAUUGAAGUUAUAAUAUGAUGAGUCCUAAGGAACUCGAGCGAGUUGAAUUAGGAUUUAAUAUGAUGAAGAUUCUGUGAAGGAGGAAGGAUUAUGGAGUUCGAGUUGGAUGGCAGCCUCAAGGAGUGGGCCAAGGACAAGCCCCUCAGCAUCCUCCAGCUGGAUCCUGCAGAUAGGGCUGUUCUCCGGAUUGCCGAUGAACGUGAUGCCAUACAGAAAAAGACGUUUACAAAAUGGGUCAACAAGCACUUGAAAAAGCACUGGAAAUACGUCAAGGCAUACACGUGUCUACACGUGUGCGUGGUUGUCAACAAUCAGCCAUGCUGUUCUCCCACUGCAAGCAGACAUGUUGGGGACCUAUUCGAGGACCUGCGGGACGGGCACAACCUCAUUUCCCUGCUGGAAGUACUCUCAGGCGAGCAUCUUCCACGGGAAAGGGGUCGAAUGCGUUUCCACAUGCUGCAAAAUGUGCAAAUGGCACUUGACUUUCUUCGAUACAAGAAAAUCAAGUUGGUUAAUAUUCGAGCCGAGGACAUUGUCGAUGGCAAUCCAAAGCUGACGCUGGGUUUGAUCUGGACCAUCAUCCUUCACUUCCAAAUUUCUGAUAUAGUUGUGGGCCAAGAGCCGAAUGUAACAGCACGAGAAGCAUUAUUGAGAUGGGCGAGACGUUCAACGGCAAGAUAUCCAGGAGUUCGUGUAUCAGACUUUACAAGCUCCUGGAGAGAUGGUUUGGCAUUCAGUGCUCUUGUUCAUCGAAACCGUCCCGAUUUGGUCGAUUGGAGGACCGCACGAUCAUGGCAAGUUCGCGAACGACUCGAGAGGGUCUUUUAUGUUGCCGAGCGCGAGUAUGGCGUUACAAGACUACUCGAUCCGGAAGAUGUCGAUACCCCCGAACCGGACGAGAAGUCAUUAAUAACGUACAUCUCAUCGCUUUAUGACGUAUUCCCUGAGCCACCAUCAAUUCAUCCACUUUAUGAUGCUGAGGCACAGAGACGUUCAGCGGAAUAUCGUGAACUUGCAAGUUCUCUUCAUUGUUGGAUAAGAGAGAAUAUGGCCCUAAUGCAAGAGAGAUCCUUCCCACCAACAUUAAUUGAAAUGAAAAAACUCGCAGCCGAUAGUGCCAAGUUUAAAAAUGACGAGGUACCACCACGUUAUCGUGAUAAACAACGAUUGACACACAUCUUCAGAGAUUUACAAAAAUAUUUUGAAGCUGUUGGUGAAAUCGAUAUGGAACAAGAAUUACACAUUGAUAUUAUGGACAAAAAUUGGAAUCGGCUUAUUAUGCUUCAUCAGGAGCGCGACCAAGCGAUUCACGACGAAAUUAAACGCCUCGAACGACUACAACGACUCGCUGAAAAAGUUCAUCGAGAGAUGAAAUCGACCGACAAUCGUUUGGAAGAGCUGGAGAGACGCGUGGAGGAUGAGUCUCGACGAUUGGAUCGUUUACAUCCAUUAGAAGCGAAACAUUCAGUUGAUUUACUUGAACAAGAUAUUCGCAAUACCGAGAUUCAAAUUCAAAAUAUUUUCACUGACGUGCACACUCUUACGGAAGGCAGGUACAGCCAAGCUCCCGAGCUUCACAAAAGAGUACAAAAAUUACAUCAACGUUGGGUGGCGCUUCGUUCACUCCUUCAUAAACGAUUAAUACAGCCUCUCUCCUCUGUUUCCUUCCCUGUCGAAGAACAACGCGUAGUAACAAAACUUCGCACAACCGUCCAUGAAACACGAUUGGUCGACACCAAUCCACUAUUUCGCGCCGUUCACGAUUGCAUUGAAUGGUGUAAAAAUAAACUCAAACAAUUACAAGAAGCUGAAUAUGGCUCUGAUUUGCCUGGUGUUCAAACUGAGCUUGAUAUACAUCAACGUGAACACAAAAAUAUUGAACAAUUUCAUUCAAAAGUUGAAAAAUGCAUUCAAGUCAGAACUAAUUUUCAGGGCGAGGAACUUACGCUUUAUAGUCAACAACUUAGUAUUUUGCAGAAACUUUAUGCCGAACUAUUGGCAAUUUCAAAUAAACGACUAUCCGAUUUGGAUACACUACAUGAUUUCAUUCAAUCGGCAACUGGUGAACUUGUUUGGUUAAAUACCAAAGAAGAGACAGAAGUCACACGCGAUUGGAGUGAGAAAAAUUUGAAUAUACAGAGCAUUGAACUGUACUACGAGCAAACAUACGGAUCAGGAAUUGAGUCGUUGAUGAGCGACCUUGAGAAACGAGAGAUUCAAUUCUCGGCAGUUCAAGAUCGUGGUGAGGCUCUACUUUUGCAACAUCAUCCAGCAGCAAAGACAAUUGAGGCAUACAUGUCGGCAAUGCAAACGCAAUGGGCAUGGCUUUUACAAUUGACAUUAUGCCUUGAAGUUCAUCUUAAACAUGCAUCGCAGAGUCAACUAUUUUUCAAGGAAAUACAACAAGCCGAACAGUGGAUUUCAAAGAAGGACGAUAUUCUCAAUACUGUUUAUUCACAGUCAGAUUUCUCGCUUGACGAGGGUGAACGACUACUCAAAGGAAUGCAAGAGUUGCGCGAGGAAUUGAACAAUUAUGGUGAUCAUGUUCAACGACUUGUUGAUCAGGCAAAGGAUAUUGUGCCAAUGAAACAACGACGACAACCAGUCACAAGACCUCUUCAAGUCACCUGUAUUUGUACCUACAAACAAGUUAAUAUGUCAAUCGACAAGGGAGAGCAGUGCACUCUCUAUGACAAUUCAGGUCGUGUAAAAUGGCGUGUAAAAAAUUCACAAGGUGUCGAAUCACCCGUACCAGGAGUGUGCUUCGCUCUUCAACCACCAGACAAGGAUGCUCUUGACGCUGCCGAACGUUUACGACGACAAUACGAUCGUAGUGUCGCACUCUGGCAACGUAAACAAUUGCGUCUACGACAAAAUAUGAUAUUUGCCACAAUCAAAGUGGUCAAGAGUUGGGAUCUACCACAAUUUUUGGCAAUGGGUCAAGAUCAAAGAACAGCCAUUAGAAAGGCAUUGAAUGAAGAUGCGGACAAAUUAUUGUCCGAAGGCGAUCCAGCUGAUCCACAGCUUCGUCGUUUGAAACGCGAAAUGGCCGAGGUGAAUCGUCUUUUUGAUGAAUUUGAAAAACGUGCACGCGCCGAAGAGGAAUCAAAGAAUGCUGGACGUAUUUUUAACGAUCAAGUAUCAGCGCUUCAACAAAAACUCGAUGAUGCCGAGCGUGUAUUGAAUUUACGUAUUGCCUCAUCGUUGCCACGCGAUCUUGAUAGUCUCGAGCAUAUGGUACUUGAGCAUAAAGAUUUUGAGAAUACACUACAACGUCUUGAACCCGAUAUUGAACAAGUGCAACAAACAUUCCGUGGUAUAACACUAAAAACACCGGCAAUGAGAAAUAAACUUGACAAUGUCAUGACAAAAUGGACACAUCUUUGGAAUUUGAGUAAUCUCUAUAUUGAACGUAUGAAAUGUGUUGAAAUUGUACUUUCUGGCUUAGAGGAUAAUACAGCGGUGAUAUCAGAAUUUGAAUUAAAAUUGGCAUCUUAUGGUGAAUUACCAGCUGAUUUGAAGGGUUUACAAAUUGUUCUCGAUGAUUUAAUGACAUUGCAAACGGCAAUAUCACAACAACAAUUAAGUAUGGAUCAAUUGAAUGACGAUGCACACAAUGCACGACGUCUUGUUGAAAAAUCACGACCAAAUCAUCGUGGACCACAUGGCGAUAUGGAUCGAUUAGAUACGGAAGUUAAUCGAUUAAAUUCACGAUGGGCCAAUAUUUGUGGACAAUUGGUUGAUCGUUUGCGAAGCGCUGAAACUGCCUAUGGACUCGCUCAACAAUAUCAAAAUGCCUAUCAAAAUGAAGUUGAUUUUGUUGAUGAUGGUUACAGUCGACUCGAGUGCAAGUCUGGAGAAUUGGAGGUAUUGCUGCAAAAAGUAACCGAACGUGGUCCAGCGAUCGAGUGCGUGAAUUUGACAGGAGGACGAUUGAUUCGCGAGGGCAAGAUUUAUGGCCAGCGACUCAGGGCAUUCAAGGAACAAUUGGAGGAAGUUUGUCCAUCGCUCGACGCAUCCGUCAAAAGGCCACGAAAGGAAUUUGAAUCGACAGUGGACAAUAUUGCACGUGAUCUUGAUACACUCAACAGGAGAUAUACAACUCUCGUCGGUCUUCUUCAAGAUCGCGUGCGCAAAUCAGGAUCAUCAUCACUCGACGAUGCCUCGCUUCAGCGUGCUCUUCAAGAACAACGACCGUUGAGAACUUUUAGAACUGAAUUUAAUAUUUAUGAGAGUACAACGAGCGAGGAACGAUUUACAUCUACGACAACACAUUUCACCGAAUCGCAAUACGAGCGUCAUGAAUCAACAGCAACGACGUAUUCGAGUGAGUAUCAACAUGUAUCAUCGAGGGAAUCAUCGUCGCCUCUCAAAAGGCCCUACGAUCGUACAAAUGGCGAGACACUCAAAUCAUCGUCAUCGCCAAAUGAAGUCGAUUCAUCGCGAGCUAAUUGUUCAAAUAGUAGUAUGCAAUUUAGUGAGAUUAGAAGUCUCAAAAAAAUUCACAAAUCAGAAGAGAAUAGCGAAAAUUUUAUGGAAAUAAGAGGUAUCGUUCAUCCUGUAACAAAGGAAAUAAUUUCAGUUGGCGAGGCAAUAAGCCUUCGUAUUUUAGACGUUAGAAAUGGUCGUAUUGCAACAUCCGCCGAUGGUAAGACAAGUGUCACCAUCAAGGAGGCUGCUAAUGCUAAAUUAAUCGAUGAUGAUCUCGCAAAACGUUUAUUAGGACCGUGCGGUAUUACAGAGGAUGGUCGUCGUAUUUCACUUCUCGAGGCAAUACAGAGGGAAAUUUUUGACGCCGAAAGAGGAGACGAUCGUGUUAAGGUAACUUAUUUAUCAACAGGUGGAAUUAGCGUAGCUGAUGCGAUGAAAGAGGGUUUAUUGGAUCCCGAAACGGGACAAUUUAUAAUUGCGAGUGGUGAAAAAAUUCCCAUUGAUGAGGCAUAUUCACGUGGUUAUUUGACGCGUUUAAGUACAAGUGUGAAUAUUAGACAGAAUUCAAUUUCGUUUGCCGAUGCAAUUUCACAGGGUUUAGUUGACGAUAGACUGGGACGUAUUAUUGAUAGAAAUACUGGUGAUUCACAUUUUCUUGACGAGGCAAUUGCCAUGGGAUUAAUUGAUUCGGAAAUACGUGAAGUUGUAGAUACUCGAACUGAUACGAAAAUUACUGUUGCACAAGCUUUGGAUCAAGGUAUACUUAAUGCGAAAUCGGGUAAAUAUUUAGAUGAAAAAUCAAUGGAAAAAUUGUCUUUUAAAGAAGCGCGACGACGACAAUUUAUUAUUAAACCAUUGACAUUGAAGGAUUGUUGUGAUAUUGAGAUUUUUGAUCGUGAGAGUGGAAAAAUUGCGAGUCCGGCACGUCAAACAAAAUUAGGAAUUUUAGAAGCAAUUUCCCGUGGUGUUUUAGAUUCCGAUCGUAUUAAAUCGGUGACCGAUACAAAAAAUGAUUUGAAACUUACACUUUCUGACGCUUUGGCAAGUGGAAUUAUUCUUCCGGAGGGUAAAUACCGUGAUGGUAAAACAGAACAAGUGCUUUCGAUUCCUGACGCUGUCGAUAGGGGGCUAAUAACAUCGGUUGCGCAAAAAUCAAUAUUUGAUAUUGAAGGUUUUAUGGAUCCGGUAUCUGGGGAAUGGAUCAGUUUAAACGCCGCCUUAUUGAAAGGAUUAGUUAGUCCAAAAGCCGGUGGUUCAUUUGUAACUGAUUUAAAAAGUGGAAAGACAUUGUCGUUGAACGAAGCAAUGAACGAGGGACACGCUCGACCUGAAGUUAUGGAAAUGUUAAAUCGAGGAAUUGGUAUUACGGAGAAUGGUCGCGAAAUAAGUGUGAUAGAGGCAGUUUUACUUGAGCUGCUUGAUCCAAAAACUGGUCAAUUACUCGAUCCACGAAGUAAAAAAAUUGUGCCUUUAAAAGAAGCGAUUAGACGCGGUCUAAUCACGCCAGAUGGAGCUGCCUUACUUGCUAGUUUGUUGAAUAUUACCGUCACUUCACAAACAAUGACGAAAACAAUUAAAAAAUAUGUUACAAUUACCGAAUCUGGUGAGACAAUUACGAGGGAUUAUAAAAUUGCGUUUUCAGAAGCCCUGGCUAGGAAUUUGAUAAAUCAAGAAACUAGUGAAUUUCGUGAUCCUGACACUGGGCGAGUGAUGAGUAUUCAAGAUGCAAUUAGAGAAAGUUUACUAGGUGACGUUGCAGAUAGUGCAUGCUCGUCAAAAAGAAUGAAGGAACCAAAACAAAUGAUGUUUGAAACGACAGUGAUUCGUGAUAUUGGCAGUGAUUUAUCACCAAAGGCCAUUGGAACGACUACAACUAUCAUCACCAGAGAUGUUAUUUCCCCAAAUCGCGAUUCUCCACUGUCUAUAAUUUCGGAGACGUCACUUUCGAUUUCACCUUCUGAUUCAGUUGGACAAACAUUAAAGACCAAUACUGUUUUGGAAUUCAGGGAAAGUUCACCUACAAAAGAAUGUCCCGAAGUAAUGGAAACUGAAAUAUCAAAUAAGAAAGCUGAAGAGAUCGAUAGAAGAAUUUUCGAAUUACCACCUGGUGGUUGGAUGCUAGCUGAAGUAAUUGAGAGAAAACUUUUGGAUCCUGAAACUGGUAUGUGUAUGAUCCCAGGCACAGAUCGAUUGGUUCCAUUUGAGGAGUGUGUGAAAUUAAGAAUUAUCAAUCCUAAUUCUGCCAUUGUUAUUGAUCCCAACGAUAGGGGAAAUAUAUCUCUUCUAAAAAGUCUCGAGCAAGGAAUUCUAGAUUCAACAGGUCACUAUUGUCAUCCGGUGAAAAUAACACUUAAAGAAGCCAUUGUUCGAGGUCGCGUGAUACUUGAGAAUAAAAUCAUAGAAGUGGAAUGUUCCUCUCCGAGAUUAUUGCAAAUCACUAAAAUCACGGGUGAACCGGAUAAAGUGGAAAUUUCGACAAUUGAUGAUCCCACAAAAAGUGCAGUUGUUAACGUUUCAGAGGAACAAAAUCUCCUAGAUCCCGUGCAAGUAAAACCGGGUGUAAUAUACGAUCCCUCAACAGCUCUGGUGAUUUUCACCGAAUCGGGAAAAUCAGCCGAUAUUUUAACUGCAAUUAACGAUGGUGCUUUGCAACCCGAAGUUGUUGUUAUCAAAGAUCCGCGAACUGGUAAGGAAAUUCCCGUGAAAGAUGCAAUUAGACAAGGAAUUUUGGAUACCGAUCAAGGAAAGUAUAAAGACAAAAAUGGAAAAGGAAUGACACUCGCUGACGCUACGAAAUUGGGUCUUGUUGCUGUUUUAGGAGCUCCACUCGUAGCGGCAGCAGCGGCUGUCGAAGCUGUCAAGAGAGCCAUGAUUGAAGAUCCACGAACCGGUGAGAAAAUUCCUCGCGAAGUUGCCAUUGAACGAGGUCUUGUUAAACCUGAUAAAACUCCUAAAGAAGAAAUGAUUUCCGAAGAGGAAUCGGGUCUUUCUCUGAGUGAAAAAACAAGAUCGCGAGUGACAACUGAACCAAAGUUCAAAGUCACAAUUGGCAGAGCGAGAUCUCUGUCUCAAAGUCCAGAGCGUGAGGCAAAACCAAUUGUCCUGCAAAAGAUGAGAAAGAAAAUUAUCAGACCGAAAGAAGCUCUAGAAUCCGGAUUGAUGGACAGGGAAACGGCAAAAGUACUGGAGACAAAACUCUCAGGCGAUGAUGGAGAACCGCUCACAUUACUGGAAGCUAUCAAAGGUAACAAAAUUGAUGCAAAUCGGGGAAAGAUUGUCGAUCCUCAAACGGGAGAGGGUUUAACGAUAAAGGAAGCUUUUCAACGUGGAAUUUUAGAUCCAGAGAGCGCCGAUAUGUUUGUUCCAGUGGCUAAAAGUAUUUCAAUUCCCGAUUUAUAUAAACAAGGUCUUAUCGAUCCCAAGGGUGAGAUAAUUCAUCCAGAAACAGGAAUGACCCUUAAAUUGAAUGACGCUAUAGUUUGCGAAAUUUUGGAUCCCAAUUCAAAACUUACCGAUCCAAAUGGACAGAAAUUAACAGUUGAAAGUGCCAUCGUUAAUAAUGUGAUUGAUACCUUGAGAUCGGUGGUGAAAACCGAAAAUGGCGAUAUGUCGUUAAUUAAAGCCGUUGAAGCUGAAGUAUUCGAUCCAAAUGAUUCGAGGAAUUUGUCAGAAAUUCCACCAGUUGGUAUGACAUUCCCUGUUGCUUUGAAUCGCGGCCUCAUUGACGCGAAGAGCAAAGAAAUCAUUCAUCCAAUAACCGGUGAUCGUUUACCAAUUGAGGAGGCAAUUAAUACAGAUUUUAUAAUGACAGUACCGUAUCCAUCAACAGCUGACAGUACUGAAGUGACAAAAGCCCUUGAUUCGUGUCUCAUUGAUCAAACUAAAGGAAUAUUUCAACAUCCAAAGACUGGGGAACAAAUUCCCAUUACCGAGGCAGUUGAAUCCGGUCUUUUAGUUAUUAAACCACAAUCCGAAAAUAUAGGAACAAUAAAAGCAGUCACUGAAACAAUUACAUCGUAUCAUACAAUGACAUCUGAAACUGUUCAACUGGCGAAAGGUUUUGCUCUUGUUAGUCCUACCGAAGUGCAAGAUAUAAAUACUGGAAAAAUUCUUCCAUUAGACGAGGCCAAGAGGAAAGGAAUCGUUCGCGAUGAUUCAAAAUCGAAAUCAGAAGAAGAAGAAGCAGAAGAGAAUGUGACAUUUAGUGAAGCGCUUGAACAAGGUUUAGUAAAUCUAGAAACGGGUACAUUCACCGAUCCUGAUUCUGGCAAAAUGAUGCCAAUUUCAAAAGCCAUUGAAACUGGUAUUCUGGAUACUUCGUUACCGACCGAGAAAAUGGAAAUAGAGAAAGGUCCCUUGACGGUUCUAGAGGCGUUUGAAAAAAUCUACGAUGAGGAAGCGGAAAAGUUUCACGAUCCAGUCACUAAGAAAGAGUAUAAUCUGUCCGAAGCGAUUCAAGUCGGUCUUAUCGAGCCAGAUUCGGUGGUUUACGAUGUAAAAUCCGCCAAGGCUGUUACCACCAAAGAGGCAAUAGAAAAAGGUUUACUCGAUUCAAAAACCGGAAAAUUGAAAUUCGCCAGCGGAAAUUCGAUGUCUGUGGCCGAUGCUGCAAAAUUGGGUUUGUUGGCAGUUGUUGCUGCUCCGAUUUUAGCUGGUAAAGCAGUGAUCGAUGCUGUCAAGAGUAAAAAUACCGAAAAGGGAAUAAAAGACGCCAAACGAAAAGAUCCAGUCGAUAAGGAAGAUUCCAGACUAUUAGUGUUGGGUAAGAAAGAUUCCAAUAAUACUGUCGAUAAAGAAGUACUUCAGCCAAGAAAAGCGUCUUCUGAGGAAGAAACUGAUGCAAUGGACGAACCUUUAGACUCGACGAUAGUCACAACAGUUCAAGAAGCCAUUGAAAAUGAACGAAUUGAUCCAAGAACGUGUCGCAUUUUCAUACGAGGUAAAGAAUUACCUCACACAAUUCAUCAAGGUCUUGAACAACACGAAAUUAAUUUAACAGACACUAUAGAAAUUUUCUCCAAGACAAAAGUUGAAUUAUUAGACGAUAAAAGAUUGAGAAUUCACAUUUAUCCCGAUCUAACAGCAGAAAAUCUCGCCGAAAUGGGUGCAUUUAAUUUGGAAGCCGAUAGAUUCGCUGAUCCAGUCACUGGAAAUUUGGUAUCGUUCAAUGAAUUUGUAUUGGCUUUGGAAAUAUUCGAUCCGGAUAAUGUGUUGGUUCGCGAUAUAACCACAAAAACGGAGAAAUUUGUCUCACUUCGAAAAGCAAUUGAAAGACCAUUGGUGGAUCGAAAUGUUGGCUACAUGGUAGAUCCAAAGAGUGGGAAAAAAAUCCCUUUCUUCGAGGCUAUUAAACGUGGUUGGAUUGUGGAAAAUCCAGUGGAAUUUAACGAGGAACAACCACUAUUGUCACUGGAGGAGAUUAUAGAAAGUGGUGCUUGUAAUUUAAUAACUGGUGAGGUUCAGGAUAUUUCCGGACAGACGAUAUCAUUGGCAAGUGCUAUUAGAAAUGAUCUCAUUGAUCCCGAUUCGGUGAGUAUUCGGAAUCCUGUAACUGACGAAAUAAUGCCACUUUCAGAGGCGAUUGACGCUGGAAUUGUGAAUUUGUCGAAAGAAACUAUUGUGAAUGUAGAGACAAAAGCGGAAAUUGAUAUGAAGGAAGCAAUGUCAAUGGGUUUGAUGGUGCCGAGAUUGAGAAAACCCAUCUCUUUGGAAGCGGUGAUAAAUCGCGGUUUAUACGAACCGGAAACUGGGAAAAUUCUCGAUACAUUCGCAAAUCAGUUUAUUGACGUUGAGGAAGCGGUUCGUAGAGGAAUUGUCGAUGCUUUUAUCACUGAAUGCGAAGAUACAAAAGCGGGUUCCUUCCUCUCGCUGGAUGAUGCUUUAACUGUAAAAUUGAUCGUUCCGCUAACGGGCAGAUUACGUGAUACAAAAGCCGGUAGUCUACUUCCUCUAAAUAAGGCCCUUAAUCACGGUUUGAUAAUUACUACACCGUUCUGUCCAUCUUUAAUCGAUGCAAUUAUUCAAGAAUACUAUUCACCGAAAACCGGACUUAUCUUAAAUCCGGCUACAGGUGACGAGGUAACGGUUGCAAAAGCAUUGGCAAUUGGAUUUGUCGAUGGGAGAAUGAUAAAAAUAAAAGAUGAAAAACAAGAUAGGGCUGUUUCGAUACAAGAAGCGCAGGAAUUGGGUUUAUUGGAUUUGAAAAAAGGAGUAUUGACCUAUCCUCAUUUAAUGACGUUGGACGUGGCUUUUGAGAAGGGUUUUAUUUUAAGUACAGUGAAACCUUGGACAUUGCAAGAAGCGUUAGCGCAUCAGUGUUAUGAUCAAAAAACAGGGAAAUUAAUAAUUGACGGUGAUCGUUUUACAUUGGAGGAAGCAAUUGCAAAGGGUGUUAUUAGUCAGGAUAGUCCGUCGAUAAAAGAUCCAAGGACAGGUGAUAUAAUAUCGUUGGGCGAUGCCAUUAAGCAUGGUGUUAUUGAUCCAAAAAGUGGAACAGCUAUGGAUCCAAUUUCCGGUAUUCCAUUCAGUUUAACAGAGGCAUUGGAUCGAGGACUUGUUGUGCCGGCAAAGAGGAAAAUCUCCUUACCCGAGGCUGUAUUUAAAGGAUUCUACGAUCCAAAAACAGGACAAUUUACCAUUCCGGAAACGCAGGAGAAACUUCCCACCGAUCGAGCGAUACAAAAAGGUGUUCUCGAUCCAGCGUCAGCAAUUGUACGCGAUGGUGACGGUGAAGUAAUAACAUUCCGCAAAGCAAUUAAAUCGUUAAUUGUCGAUCCAAAAGCAGGAACUAUUACAAAUAGUCGGGGGUUGGCGAUUGAUUUUCACGAGGCUUUUGAGCAGGGAAUUCUUCUAGAGACAAGAAGACCAAUGAGUUUCAGCGAAGCGAUUUUUAAGGGAAUUUUGGAUGAAAAAACGGGUACUUUUCUUGAUCCACAAACUGGACGUUAUUUAACGUUAUUGGAAACAAUUGAAAAUAAAUUAAUUGACGCCGAUUCGGUGAUUGUGAAAGAUACACGAGCGGAAGAGUGGAGGAAGAUUACUUUGGUGGAGGCAAUUGAAACGGGUUAUAUUGAUGGUAAAAGUGGAAGAGUUAAAGAUUCACAGGGUAGGGAGAUAAGUUUAAGUGAAGCUUACGAUACUGGUAUUAUUAUUGAUAAAAAAGCAGCUGUUUCAUUGCAAAAAGCAAUUCAUCAAGGAUUAUAUGAUGAGAAAAUGGGUAAGAUCAUUGAUCCAAGUACAGGAAGGAGUGUGACGCUUCAUGAGGCAAUGAGAAAAUGUAUUAUAAAUCCAGUACUCGCUUGUUAUUGGGAUAAGAGAACAGAACGUGUUUUAUCGUUAGCCGAAACAUGUAGAGCCGGUGUUAUUGAUCGUCACGCUGGUACUUUUAAAGAUCCAAUAACUAAUAAAACAGUUUCGUUGACAAAUGCCCUGCAAUUGGGUCUUAUUAUCGAUAUCGAAAAUACGGGUUUCAGUUUGUAUGAUGCACUUUUGAUGAAUAUGUACGAUUCCACGAGUGGAAGAUUUAUACAUCCGGCGAGUAAUAAAAAAUUACUUUUGUCCGAAGCUUGUCAGGAGAUGAUUAAUCCACUGAGGUCGAUUGUGAAGAAUUCGAAAACUGAUCAAUAUAUUCCGUUGGUUGAGGCAAUUGCUAUGGGUCUAGUGGAUAAUAUUCGUGGAACUUAUAAUGUACCGGAUUCAUCGGUGAUUAUAAAUCUUCAAGAGGCGAGGAGGAGAGGUUUAAUUGUACCUUACGUGAAACCAUUGACAAUUGAGGAAGCAAUUAAGUGUCAGAUUUAUUCAGCUGGUAAAUUUAUUGAUCCAAUUACUAAUGAUUCGUAUAAUUUGUCCGAAGCUAUUGAGAAGGGUUUAAUUGAUUCUGAAACAACGGCAUUGAAAGACGCCAAUACUGGACAGUUAAAAUCCAUCUUGACUGGAAUUCAAGAUGGUACGAUUGAUAUUUUACAAAGUAGUGUUCUUGAUCCAAAAACAAAACGUAUGUAUAAUUAUGAAAUUGCUCUUGAACGUGGAUUAUUGGUGACUGUUGAACCGACAAUUCAUGUAGAUUUGCCAAAAAUUGACAGGGAGAGUAUUAAAGAAUGUACACUUGAUGAGGCGAUUUGUUAUGAAUUAAUUGAUCCUAAAAAUUCGGUGGUGAAAGAUCCGAGAAAUGGAAGAUUUAUCAGUGUCAGUGGAGCGUUAGCUGAGAAUGUUAUUGAUUCGUCAAAGAAAGGUUGUUUUGAAUCACAAAUGAAAAUACGUCCCCAGUGUGUGAAAUUUGAGAAUUUUGUCGUCUAUCAUGAGAAACCGAUGUCAUUUGAAAUGGCCGUUGAGGAGGGUCAUUUGAUUCUUGAAACUGGUAAAUUUACUGAUCCAAAAACAAUGAGUACACUCACACUGAAGGAGGCUGUCACUCAUGGUGCAAUUGAUCCUGAUUCUGCUUUAAUUAAAGAUACGGAGAAGAAAAAAUUGGUUAAACUCGCUGAAGCUUUCCGUCGUGGAAUGAUGGACGCUGAGAAGGGUAAUGUUUUGGAUACUGAAUCGUCGAGAUUGUAUACAUUGUCAAAAGCAGUUGAUUUAGGUUUAUUGGCAACGGAAAAACAGGGAAUUUCUUUUAUUGAAGCUUUACAAUAUGGUCUUUACGAUCAGACGAGUGGUAGUUUUCAUGAUCCUUUUGCAAUCACUUCUUCAGUUGAUGGUAAACGUUCUUUAACAUUACUUGAGGCAAUAGAUUCAGGUUUAAUUGAUCCCAGUACAACGGUGAUUAAAGAUCCUGUUAGUGGUGAUAUUUUGAGUUUAUUGGAGGCAAUUAAUGAGGGAAAAGUUGAUCCGACAAUGGGAAAGAUUUUAGAUAAUUCAAAUAGCAAAGGUUUGGAUUUCAUCAAGGCAUUGGAACAUGGAUUUAUUCUCGCAGCAGAAGCUCGGCAAGCCGUUGAGGAGAAAUACAAAUUGUGCGAUGAACAACUUACAAAAUUACUUCAAUGGAUCACCGAUGUCGAGGACAAAUUGGCCAAUCAGGAUGUUGUCAAGGAGGAUAUUGAGGAUCUUAGAAAUCAAAUUAAUAUCAUGAAGCAAAUAAAGGAAGAUUUGGAUGCACACACUCGCUCCAUAUCAUCUUGUUUGGACCAAGUGAGACAAGUGGUUCUAACCGGAAGUGAUGUUCUUUCAAGUGAUGAGAUUUCGACAUUGGAAAAGAAUGGUCGCUCACUUAAAACUCGAUUCGAUCGUGCUUUCGAUCGUACCGAUCGUUUGCUGAGACGUCUCACUGUCGCUCGUGACGAACUAACGAAAUUCAAGAACGAAGUGUCAUCAUUUUCAAUUUGGUUGGACAAGGCACGUCGUGUUCUCGAGGAAAAAGAAAGAUCACUCGCUGAUUUGGAUAAAUUAACAAGCAGCACAGAUACAACACGUGAUUUUAUAAGCGAUGUUAUUGCACAUCAAGCCGAUUUACGAUUUAUUACAAUGGCAGCACAAAAAUUUGUUGACGAAAGUAAAGAGCAUUUACAAAUUUUAAAUGAUUUUCGAACAAGUCUACCGCAACGUUUACCCCAUAAAGAGCCAAUUUCUAGUCAAGAUUCACCUGUACGCAGUGAAGUGUCAAUUGUCACUGCACAAUAUAAAGAUUUAUUGGCGCGUGCCAAUAAUUUAUCGGAUAAAUUAUCGGGCGUUGGUGGACGACAACGUGACUAUAAUGAUUCAUUGGAAAAGGCAAGAGCAUGGUUACGUGACGUUGAACCAAAAGUACAUCGUAUUAUUGCCGAGCCAAUAUCUGGUGAACCAAAACAAGUGGAAGAUCAAUUGAGUAAGGCGAAAGCAUUGAAUAAUGAAUUAUUGGCAAAUGAACGUUUAGUGGAGAAUGCCAAAGCAAGUGUUGAUGCACUUUUACGUUCUUUGGAGGGACAAUUGACGCCACUUGAAGUUCGUCAUUUGGAGGAGCCAGUUAGGGAAGUUGAGGAUAAAUAUCGUCAAUUGAGUAAUGCAUUGGCCGAUAAAUGUCAGGAACUUGAAACUGCAUUGGUCAAGAGUCAAGGUGUACAGGAUGCAUUGGAUAGUUUGGUCUCGUGGCUCAACAAUGUCGAGAGUCAAUUCAAAAAUCUUCAACGACCAGCGAGUUUAUUGAAGGAACGCCUCGAGGAACAACAAAGCGAACAACGUGUCUUUCAAGCUGAUUUGGACAAUCAUCGCGCAAGCGUUGAGGCAAUAACAUCAAGUGCACAAGAUCUUUUAUUAAAUUCAAGUAAUGCACGUGUCGCUAAACGAACUGAAGCAAAAUUAAAAGACGUUCAAAGUCGUUUUGAAAAACUCAUGGAAAAAUCACUUCGUCGCGGUGAAUUUCUCGAUGAAAUUUCACAAGCACUACAUGAAUUCCUCACUGAAAGUGCAAAAUUCGAUACAUGGUAUUCGCAUAUGAUUGAAUUAUUAGAGUCGCGCGAUAUCACGAAACUUGAAAUUUCUGAACAUGAAAGUAAAAUGGCACAAUUGGCCGAUAAACGUGAGGAUCAACGUGGUAAUUUUGAGGAUUUAAUACGCAAUGGAAAGAAUCUUGUUUCAAAGAAAGAUAUUACUGAUGCAUCGGGAAUAAGGGAUAAAAUUAAAGCACUUGAAUCACAAUGGAAGGAAUUGAGUAAUUUAUUGGAUGAGAAACAACGUUUAAGUAAAUCACGCGCUGAACGUCUUUAUGCUUAUGAAAAAUUACGUGAUCAAGUUAUUGAUUGGUUGAAUCGUACUGAAAAUCGUGUUCAACGUUUACAUCCAGUUGCCGUUGAUCUUGAAAUUUUGAAGAAACAAAUUGAGGAUUUGAAACCAAUACAAAAGGAAUAUCGCGAUUAUGGAAAUACUGUUGAUAAAGUAAAUGAUCUUGGAAUUGCUUAUGAUAGUUUGUUAAAGGAACGUGGUGACAGUCCAACUAGACGACGAGGUAGUUCGAGUCCUACGAAACGUCCAAAUAUCACGAGUCCACUACGCCGAAUGUCACAAGAUGGUCGUUCACCUUCCCCCACUAAGUCAUAUGCAGUUCAAAGUCCGGUGUCUCCAGGUGGUAGCAGUGGAUUUAGCAGUCGACGAUCAAGCCAGGAUGGUUUCCAUUUGGAGGAAUUGUCACUGGUUCAACAACAAUUGUCGGAGAUUAAUAAUCGCUAUGGUUUAUUGGGCGUGAGACUCACUGAUCGACAAACUGAGCUUGACAAUAUUCGCGAGGAACUUCGCAAACAUCUUGAUAAUCUCAAAACUCUAUCACAAUUCCUUGAUAAGGUUCAACGACAAUUGCCAAAGGAAACAAUUCCAGCAACAAAGGAAGAAGCCGACAAAAUGGUAAAACAAAUAAAGCUAAUCGUUGAGGAAAUGUACGAGAAACAAUCGCUAUUGGACAGUACAAGAACACAGGUUCGCGAUUUAGUGAGACGCAAAAAGGGUGCCGAUGGUGCCGAUCGUCUAAAUGAUGAACUAGAAGACGUAUCAAGCCGCUGGAAAUCAAUUUCCGAUCGUUGUAAAGAUCGAAUUAAAUUUCUCGAAGAUAUGAAACAAUUUCACGAUACAUACGAGGCACUUAAUUCGUGGUUGGGCGUAAAGGAAAAAAUGUUGGGCGCCCUUGGACCAAUAUCAUCUGAUCCACGAAUGGUUGCAAGUCAAGUGCAACAGGUACAAGUUUUACGUGAAGAAUUCCGUACACAACAACCACAGCUCGAUCAUUUGAUACAAGUUGGCGAGAGUAUAAUUGCAAGAAUAUCACCCGAUUCAAUUGAUGGUCAAAAAAUAAGUCACAAAUUACAAAAUAUAUUGCAACGUUGGUCGGAUCAAUUGAGUCGUCUCGAUGAACGUGCACAAAGUUUAGGCGAUGCCGUUGAUACGAGUCGUGAAUUUGACGCGAGUCUCAAUCGUUUACGCGAUGCACUACAGGCAAUAUCGGAUAAUCUUGAUGAUUUGCCAUUGGAUAAAGAUCCUGAGGAGCAAUUGCGUAAAAUUGAAAAUCUCGAACGACAACUAGAGGGACAACGACCAUUGUUGGCUGACGCUGAAGCGGCAGGUGCACAAUUAUGCGAAGUACUCAGUGAUCCUGCAUCGCGUUCUGAAAUACAAGGAAAACUUGCGUCCGUGGAGAAAUUGUACAAUAAUUUACAAAAGAAAUUGGAUCAUCGUAAAGCGGAAAUUGAGGGUAAUCUUCGCGAUGGACGUCAAUUUGAGGCGUCGUGCAGUAAAACACUUGGUUGGCUUGCUGAUGAACUUGGCAAUAUGUCGGAGAAAUUACUUGUCUCGGCUGAUCGUGAAAUAUUGCAACAACAACUCGAUCAUCAUGAACCGGUUUAUCGAAAUGUAAUGGGCAAAGAGCAUGAGGUGAUAAUGCUUUUGAAUAAGGGACGUGAUAUACUUGCAAGAUCACAAAAAACUGAGAAUCGUUCAUUGCAACGCGAUUUAGAUAAAAUGCAAUCGCAAUGGGAUCGUUUGAAGAAGGACACUGUGGAGCGUCACACGAGACUACAAACGUGCGCUGAACAUUGUAAGAAAUAUUAUCGUGCACAGGACAUGUUUUUACCGUGGUUGCGUCAGGCUGAGGAUAAAUUGGAAAGUUUGAAACCAGCAUCAUUUAAACGUAAGGAUAUUGAGAAACAAUUGAAGGAAUUGUCAUCAUUUAGAAAUGAGGUUUGGAAACGUUCGGGUGAAUUUGAAAAUAAUAAAACACUUGGCGAGACAUUUGUUUGCGCCUGUGAUAUUGAUAAGGAUGUGGUGAAAAAUGAAUUGAGCGCAAUGAAAACAAGAUGGGAUAAAUUGAAUAAUGAUCUUUUGGAGAGGACACAAUCUUUGGAGGAUACGGCGAGACAUUUGUCUGAUUUCAAUGAAAAUCUACGUGAUUUACAGCACAGUUUGCAGAGAUGUGAGGAUAAACUUGCUUCACAUGAUGCGCUCGGUGGAGCGGCUAAAGAUCCGAAACUACUCGAUAGAAUAAAGAAUUUGAGAGAAGAAACCGUGAGUUUGAAGAAACCUCUACAAGCUGUUCGAUUACAGGCAAAUGAUCUCGUUAAAGAAGCCGGUGAACAAGGAAUAGACGCCACACAUUUACAAGACGAAGUUGACAAUAUAUCCGAUCGAAUUGAUGAUUUACAGGCAAAAUUAGACGACAGAUGCAAUGAAUUACAAAGUGCAGCAACAGCAGUAGCACAAUUUACCGAUCAUUUGAAGGGCAUAAGUCAAGAAUUAGCGAAUCUCGAAAAAGAACUCGAUUCAAUGAAAGCUCCAGGACGUGAUAUUAAAACAGUACGCGGACAAGUUGAAGAGAUAAAUCGUGUUAUACACAAAAUCAAUAGACUCAAUGAUGAGAUUAUUAAUCUUGUUAGUUCAAGUGAAAAUCUCGUUGAUUUAGGUUUUGCCGCUGAUGCCGUGGCAACACGCGAUCAAGUUGAAUCAUUGAAGAGACAAUUGGGAAAAUUGGAUGAUCGUGCACGUAAUCGUGAGGAAGAAUUAAUUGAUACUUUAAAUAAAUUACAACAAUUUUAUCAUGUACAUGCCGAUAUAAUGGAUGAUAUUAAUGAUGCUCAUGAUCAGGUGAAAAAAUUCCGUCCUGUUGGUUCGGAGGUUGAUUCAAUACGUGUACAGCAGGAUGAUUUUAGAUCGUUGAAAUUGCAUAAAAUUGAACCAAUUGCAAGAGCUGUUGAUGAGUGUAAUAUUCUUGGGCAGACGUUGAUACAGACGGCUGGUAGGGAUGUUAGUACGAGUAAUAUUGAAAAGGAUUUGGAUCGUAUGAAUGAGCGUUGGAAUGAUUUAAAGGAGAAAUUGAAUGAUAGAGAUAGAAAAUUGGAUGUUGGUUUAUUGCAAUCGGGUAAAUUCCAAGAUGCUCUUGAUGGAUUGGAGAAAUGGUUGACGGACACUGAGGAAAUGGUUGCUAAUCAAAAGCCACCUUCUUCGGAUUAUAAGGUAGUGAAGGCGCAACUACAGGAACAGAAAUUUUUGCGUAAAAUGUUAUUGGAUCGACAGAAUUCAAUGUCAUCGUUGUAUACAAUGGGACAGGAGGUAGCAGCCGGUGGUGAUCCAAAGGAACGGAAAAAUAUUGAAAAACAAUUGACUAAUUUAAUGGGAAGAUUCGAUAGAUUGACAGAGGGUGCGGCUGAUCGUAUGGAAGCACUUGAGCAAGCAAUGGCUGUGGCUAAAGAAUUUCAGGAUAAACUUGUGCCACUUGCUAUUUGGUUGGAGAGAACUGAGAAGAAAAUUAAGGAUAUGGAACUAGUGCCAACUGAUGAGGAGAAAAUACAGCAGAGAGUCGCUGAACAUGAUUUGUUACAUGAUGAUAUUUUAUCGAAAAAAUUGGGAUUCAGUGAACUUACGGAAAUUGCGAGUCAAUUGAUGAGUUUGGUGGGUGAUGAUGAGGCAUCGGCACUUGCGGAUAAAUUACAAGAUGUUGCUGAUCGUUACGCGGCAUUGGUGGAACGUUCCGAGGCACUUGGUAAUUUAUUGCAGAAUUCAAAACAAGGUUUGAGACAUUUAGUGUUGACUUAUCAGGAUUUGCAAGCGUGGAUGGACAGUAUGGAGAAACGUUUGUCGAGAUAUCGUGUUUUGGCAGUGCAUACGGAGAAAUUAUUACAACAAAUGGAGGAUCUUGCGGAUCUUACUGAGGAGGUGUCGUGUCGUCAGAAUGAAGUUGAGAGUACAACACAAUCGGGACUUGAAUUAAUGAAACAUAUCUCGAGUGAUGAGGCACUUCAACUAAAGGAUAAAUUGGAUUCACUACAGAGGCGUUAUAAUGAUUUAAUAACAAGGGGUUCGGAUUUAUUGAAACAUGCGCAAGAAGCCCUGCCACUUGUUCAACAAUUUCAUGAUAAUCAUAAUCGUCUUAUGGAUUGGAUGCAGGGAGCUGAGGCGGCACUACAAUCGGCUGAGCCACGUGAGGAUGAAAUAAUACGUUUGGAAAUGGAAAUUUCGGAAUAUCGACCCGUAUUGGAUAAGAUUAAUGCUGUUGGUCCGCAAUUAUGUCAAAUAUCGCCUGGUGAAGGUGCGGCGACAAUUGAGGGAUUGGUCACGAGGGAUAAUAGAAGAUUUGACGCAAUAACAGAGCAAAUACAGAGGAAAGCGGAGAGAAUACAAAUUAGUAAGCAGAGAUCAAUUGAGGUGAUUGGCGAUAUUGAUGAAUUAUUGGAUUGGUUCCGUGAGGUUGACAAUCAAUUGAGAGAAGCUGAACCACCAAGUAGUGAGCCGGAGAUUAUAAGAGUGCAAUUGAAGGAGCAUAAGGCGUUGAAUGAUGAUAUUUCGAGUCAAAAGGGACGUGUACGCGAUGUGAUAUCAACAGCGAAGAAAGUUAUUCGUGAGAAUGCGCAACAUGAGGAUACAUCGACAAUUAGAGAUAAAAUGGAGGAUCUUAGGGAGAUUAUGGAAAUUGUUUCGACAUUGUCGGCUGAUAGAUUGGGAGCAUUGGAGCAGGCGUUACCACUUGCUGAACAUUUGAGGGAUACGCAUCUUGGUCUUAUUAGUUGGUUGGAGGAGGCUGAGCAACAGGUGGCAAUGUUACCAAUGCCGGCGUUGAGACCCGAUCUUAUUGCCAUGCAACAGGAUAAAAAUGAACUGUUGUUGCAGAGUAUCAAUGAGCAUAAGCCACUUGUGGAGAAAUUGAAUAAAACUGGUGAGGCGUUGAUUAAAUUGAUUAACGAUGAGGAAGGCGCAAAGGUACAGGAUAUUCUUGAUGCUGAUAAUGCUCGUUAUGCGGCAUUGCGCGCUGAACUUCGUGCACGUCAACAGGUUCUUGAGCAAGCUCUUCAGGAGUCGUCGCAAUUUUCUGAUAAACUUGAGGGUAUGUUGCGUGCACUAACAUCGACGGCUGAUCAGGUGAAUGGCGCUGAGCCAAUUAGUGCACAUCCACCAAGAUUACGCGAUCAAAUGGAAGAGAAUGCGGCACUUGCCGAUGAUCUUGCACAAAGAUCUGAGGCAUUUGCUGCGGUGAAAAAAGCGGCCAAUGAUGUUAUCAAUAAGGCGGGAAAUCGUGCCGAUCCAGCUGUCAAGGAUAUUAAACGAAAAUUGGAAAAAUUAAAUAAAUUGUGGGGCGAUGUGCAAAAAGCGACAAUUGAUCGUGGACAAACGUUGGACGAUACUUUGGCGGUUGCUGAACGUUUUUGGUCGGAAUUAAAUGGAGUUAUGUCAACGUUGCAAGAACUUCAGGAUGCUUUGGCUGGACAAGCACCGCCAGCUGCACAACCGGCGGCAAUUCAACAGCAACAAGUUGCUUUGCAGGAGAUACGUCAGGAAAUUGAUCAGACGAAACCCGAUGUUGAACAAGUGAGACAAUCGGGUCAUGAAUUGAUGGGAUUGUGCGGUGAGCCUGAUAAACCAGAAGUUCGUAAACAUAUUGAGGAUUUGGAUCAGGCUUGGGAUAAUGUUACGGCAUUGUAUGCACGUCGUGAGGAGAAUUUAAUUGAUGCCAUGGAAAAAGCAAUGGAAUUUCAUGAGACGUUGCAUGAUCUUUUGGAAUUUUUGGAAGAGGCCGAAAAGAAAUUCUCACGAAUGGGACCACUUGGCAGUGAUAUUGAUGAGGUGAAAAAACAAAUUAGACAAUUGGCCAAUUUCAAGGCGGAAGUCGAUCCUCAUAUGGUGAAGGUCGAAGCUCUCAACAGGAGUCUGACAAGGCAAGCAGCUGAACUCACUGAGAGAACAUCAUCGGAGCAAGCGGCAGCAAUUAAAGAACCAUUGGGUGCAGUUAAUCGACGCUGGGAUGCAUUACUACGGGGUGUUGUCGAAAGACAGAGACUUCUUGAAAAUGCUCUCCUACGUCUUGGACAAUUCCAACAUGCACUCGAUGAACUUCUUGUUUGGAUCGAUAACACCGAUCGUACACUCGAUGAAUUAAAACCAGUUGCCGGUGAUCCGCAGGUUAUUGAAGUUGAGCUGGCGAAAUUGAAAGUUUUAGUCAAUGAUAUACAAGCACAUCAGACAAGUGUUGAUACGCUAAAUGACGCGGGAAGACAAUUAAUUGAGGAUGGCAAAGGAACAGCGGAGGCUUCAACAACAGCGGAAAAAUUAGGAACACUAAAUCGUCGUUGGCGUGAUUUAUUACAACGUGCCGCGGAUCGACAACGUGAACUCGAAGAUGCAUUACGUGAAGCACAAUCAUUUACUGCUGAAAUUCAAGAUUUAUUAUCGUGGCUUGGCGACGUUGAUAAUAUGAUAGUAGCAUCAAAACCAGUUGGUGGUCUACCUGAAACUGCAUCCGAACAACUCGAACGUUUUAUGGAAGUUUACAAUGAACUCGAACAAAAUAGACCAAAAGUCGAGACUGUCCUACAACAGGGACAAGAAUAUUUAAAACGUGCCGGAGCGUCAAGCGCCGGUGGAUUGAAUCACAAUCUCCGAACAUUGAAACAACGAUGGGAUAAUGUGACAGCGAGAGCGAGUGAUAAGAAAAUUAAAUUGGAAAUUGCUCUCAAAGAAGCUACCGAAUUUCACGAUGCGUUACAAGCAUUUGUCGAUUGGUUAACAAACGCUGAGAAGAUUUUAACAAAUCUAAAACCAGUUUCACGUGUCAUGGAAACAAUUCUCGGACAAAUUGAAGAACAUAAAGCAUUUCAAAAAGACGUUGGUGUUCAUCGUGAAACAAUGUUGAAUCUCGAUAAAAAAGGAACACAUUUGAAAUAUUUCUCACAAAAACAAGAUGUGAUAUUGAUUAAAAAUCUAUUAAUUAGCGUACAACAUCGAUGGGAACGUGUUGUAUCGAAAUCGGCUGAAAGAACAAGAGCUUUAGAUCAUGGCUAUAAAGAGGCAAGAGAAUUCCAUGAUGCAUGGUCAAAUUUAAUGAAUUGGUUAGAGGACACUGAGAGAACAUUGGAUGAAGUUGCUGCCGAUGGUCUUGGUGGUAAUGAUCCUGAGAAAAUUAAAUUCCGUUUACAAAAACAUCGUGAAAUACAAAAAGCACUAAGUGCAAAACAAGGAAAUUAUGAUACAACAAUGAAAAAUGGUAAAAUACUUAAGGAUAAAGCACCAAAAUCUGAUGAGGCAGCACUUCGUGAAUUACUCAAUGAACUCAAGAAUAAAUGGACAAUUGUUUGUGGUAAAUGCGUUGAUAGACAACGUAAAUUGGAAGAAGCACUAUUAUUCUCUGGUCAAUUUAAGGAUGCAAUUCAAGCACUACUUGAUUGGUUACAAAAAACUGAGAAACAAUUAUCAAAUACGGGUAAUCUUCAUGGUGAUUUGGACACUGUGACAAAUCUUGUUGAACAACAUAAGAAUUUCGAGAGAGAUCUUGAAUCGCGUUCAUCGCAAAUGGAUUCGGUGACAAAAACUGGACGUGAAUUGGAAUCGAAAGCAACAUUGGAGGAUGCAUCAACGAUUAGACAACAACUAUCGGAACUUCAUAGUUUAUGGAAUACGGUGACGCGUUUGUCGUCAAAUAAAUCUGAUCGUUUAGAAGAGGCAUUACGUGAUGCUGAACGUUUACAUAAGGCGGUACAUGUACUUCUUGAAUGGUUGAGCGACGCUGAAAUGAAAUUGAGAUUUGCUGGUCAAUUGCCGGAGGACGAACAAGAGAGUCGUAAUCAACUUAUGGAACAUGAGAAAUUCCUCAGGGAAUUGCAAUCGAAGGAAAUUGAAAAGGAUAAUACAUUGGAUUUGGCGAAAUCUAUUUUUGCUAAAGCACAUCCUGAUGGAGCUGCUGUUAUUAAACAUUGGAUAACUAUUAUUCAAUCAAGAUGGGAGGAAGUUUCCACUUGGGCUUUGCAGAGAAAUCAACGACUCGAGGAACACAUGCGAGGACUUCAGGACCUUGAUAAUCUUUUGGAAGAAUUAUUGGCUUGGCUCGAAGGUUUGGAGAAUACUUUAAUAACAUUGGAAGCUGAACCAUUGCCAGAUGAUCGUCCAACAUUGGAGAUGUUGAUUGCCGAUCAUCGUGAAUUUAUGGAAAAUACAAGUCGAAGACAAAAUGAAGUUGAUCGUGUCUGUAAAGCACGACAAAUGAAACCAAUCACCAAGGACGGUCGCAAAAUGUCCAAAUCAAAAACAUCGCUUGUCAGUAAGGACCAUUCUCAAGAUUAUGAUCAUGAUCAUCAACCACUUCGUCGGCAAAGCUUCAAAGGAAGUCGAGAUCUGUCGCAGACGAUGCAGCGUGGAAGCCGUGCCAGCCCAGGUCGCGAGAGAACACCAGAUCCUUCAUUGCCACAUAUUGGUCCACGAUUCCCACCGAAAGGAAGCAAAGGAGCUGAGCCAGAAUUCAGAAAUCCAAGAGUCAAGCUUCUGUGGGACAGAUGGCGAAAUGUUUGGUUCCUGGCAUGGGAACGUCAACGUCGUCUUCAGGAUAAAUUAAACUACAUCGAUGAAUUGGAACGUGUCGCUAACUUCAGCUGGGAAGAUUGGAGAAAGAGAUUCCUCAAAUUCAUGAAUCACAAGAAAUCACGUUUGACGGAUCUUUUCCGAAAAAUGGAUAAGAACAACGAUGGCCUCAUUCCACGUGACGAUUUUAUUCAAGGAAUUAUGAACACCAAAUUCGAUACAUCACGAUUAGAAAUGGGAGCUGUUGCUGAUCUAUUCGAUCGUCAUGGUGAAGGUUUAAUCGAUUGGAAAGAAUUUAUUGCAGCAUUGAGACCAGAUUGGGAAGAAAGAAGAACAUAUAAUGACACUGACAAAAUUCACGAUGAAGUUAAACGAUUGGUUAUGCUGUGCACGUGUCGACAGAAAUUCCGUGUUUUCCAAGUCGGAGAAGGAAAGUACAGAUUUGGCGACAGUCAAAAACUUCGUUUGGUCAGAAUUCUACGAUCGACCGUGAUGGUUCGCGUUGGAGGCGGAUGGGUCGCUUUAGAUGAAUUCCUCCUGAAAAAUGAUCCUUGCCGAGUUUUUCUAAUGCCAAUACCAGAUCCUAAUAAACCGGAGCAACACGAAGGCUGGUGUCCGCUUGCCAAGGGAAGAACAAAUAUUGAGCUGAGGGAAAACUUCAUAUUGGCGGAUGGUGUUAGCCAGUCUAUGACAGCGUUCAGAUCCAAACCAAGUCCCACUUCAACUCUGCAGCGCACGCAAAUGUCCUCUGCUGGACCAAUCACCAAGGUGAGAGAAAGAAGUGCUCGAAGCGUGCCGAUGGGAACGACAAGAGCUUCGCGAACAUCUCUAAGUGCAGGAACACCGGAUAGUCUCAGUGACAAUGAAACAUCUUUCAAAACUCCUGUGAGAAAGACAAGUACGUCGUAUAGAAGUACAUUAACUCCAGGUGGAAGUCGUCCAUCAAGCCGACCAGCUUCGAGACCGGCUUCAAGACCUGCGAGUCGACCUGGUAGCAGACCUGCUUCCAGACAGGGUAGUCGAUAUGGUUCGUCACAAUCUCUAGACAGCACUGACGAUUCUGCAACUCCAAGCCGUAUUCCGAGAAGAACAGUGGGAACGACUGGAAAUACACCAACAUCAAGCAGACACAACAGCAUUUCGGGCAAGAAGUUGGGAACACCGAUGAACGGUUCCAGUUCCCGGCCCCGUACUCCGACAGGUCUAAUUAGUCCUGCAAGCGGAUCAGCUUCAAGGUUUAGCUCGAUUCAUCGAGCCUCGAGUAUACCAACCCUGUCUGGUGUCGGAACACCAAUUAGCCGCUCUAGGAUUCCUGUCUAUGUUGGACCGGAAAUAAAAUCCCCUCAAUCUACGACCAGCAAUAUUUCAACUCAUUCAACUCAAAGCAAUCAUUCUACAAUUUCUACUGAUUCCAAUGGGAGCAACUCUGCCCGCACGAGUUCGGCAACUAAUAUUCCAUUGGCUAUCAAAAGCAAUAGAACAAAAACAUCGUCCAGUGGAACGAGUACGCCUCUACCUCCGUCAUCAAAAUUAUCAAGGAGACCGUCCGGUGCAUCAGACAUACCAUUAUCAACGCCUAUUUCACGAAAAGGAAAGCCAACACCAAUUGAACAGAGACAACCCUUUAGAUUAUAACCAAUUAUUAACGACAAAAAAAAAUAAAAAAUAAUAAUAUAUAAUAAAUCCUUGCGGAUGCUCGAAAAAUGAAAAAAAAAAGAAGAGGGAGAAGAUAGUCACGCUUUUGAAUAACUGUACAGUCGAUAAGAAUUUUUAGAUAUAUAAUCUUUAACGAAUAACACUUUUAAAAAAAAGAAAGAAGAGGAAACAAAUCGAAGAUUAAAAAGCAUAAUCGGUAAUAUAAACGUCAGAUUUUCUAUCGGUAUGCGACUAACGUUUUCUGUAAACGCUCGUCGCAUCGUUGUUACACUCGUAUUCCCCAAUUAUUAAGAAAAUUCCCUCGCUUUUUUCCCCUCCCUAUAUAGAAAAAUAAAGUGAGUUCUACGUUGUAUGUAAAACUUAAGAAUGAGAUACAAUUAUUUAUAUAUAUGUGUAUAAAAAAAAAAUACAGCGGGGGAAUAAUUUAUCAAGAGUAAUAUUUAUAAGAAUCUCGUUAAUUCCACUGAAGAGUUUUUUUUUGAACUCUCAAUUUGGUGGAGGAUAAUAUUGUUGUAAAAAAAAAGAAAAGAUUAUGAAAAGCAGUCACUGCGCGUGCUUAAAGCGUAUUAUUAUUAUUAUUAUUAUUUAUUCUAGAAAAAUCGAGCUCUGGCUCGUAAUUUAUAUAUAUAUAUUUUUUUUUAUUUCUUUGCCAAUAUUCGCAAUUUUUCACGAAAAUUUGGCGUUUAAUACUUUUUUUUUAAAAACUGAAAUUCCUUCUGUAUAAUAAAUAUAUAUUUAUAUAUAUUUUUUUCAAUGAUAAAAGACAUCUGCGAUUAACAAAAGCAGGCGAGAUUUGAAAAUGUUUCGUUGGGUAAUUAUCGUCAAGUCAAUUUCGGGGGUAAUAACAUCAAAAAAAAAAUGACAUUGACUUUACGAUUAGAACUUUACGAAAUUUUGAACUCGCUUUGUUUUUUUAUUUUAAUUAAAAAAACCGAUUUAACAAUAUUAAUUCGUUCGAUCGCCGAAAAGGAUUAACGAUUAAUAUCGAUAAGUUUUUAGGCUGCCUAGAUUUACUCAUUUUUAUAAACUGUAAUAUUAUUAAUGCUAGUGAACGUAAGUGUUUAUACUAUAUUUACAUAUUUAUAGAAUAUUAUUUAAUGCCAUCGUUUUUUUCCGCCGCUCCUCUCAUUCCUUGGACGAGAAAUUUGAAAAUACUAUAUACAUUUUUCUUCUCUUUUCUGUUUUGUUAUUUAAGAGAGAGCUUAUUAUGUGCAUUGUUAGAGACAAAUAAACGUCAGAUAAUUCUUUGAGAUAAUUAAUUCUCAAUUCAUCAAAAGUUAAAUAAAAAAAAAAAAUAAAUAAAACGGGGAGCGAAAUUUUGUUCAGAGGUGAGAGAACAUAUUCUGUAAAUAUUGGUUGAUUCUCUUGCCUAAAUUUAUAUAUAUAUAUAUCCCUUGCUUUCUUUAAAAAAAAACAAUUCAUCUGACGUUAAAAUAUUGUAGAUGAAAUUUUUUUAAAAAAAAAAAAAGAAAAUCAAACUUAGUCUUACGUUUCUAACGGCACAAAAAAAACAUGUACCGAUUGUUUUUGUUUGAAAGUUUUUCAUUUUUUUAAUGUCCAUGGAUAGCAUGGAUUUUUUUUUUGCGUUUUAUGAUGAUACAUAUACAAGGCUUUGUUGUAUUAUAAGACCUUAUCCGAUUAACCAUGUGGGUAUCGGAUUAAGUUCACAAAAAGACAUUUCCAUUAUAUUUUUUUUCUUUUUUUUUUAUUUUACAUUAAAAUGCAAUUUCUUGUAACUUGACGGAAAAAGAUUCCGUAUUGUAAUAAUCUAAUGUGAUUAAUGUAUUAACAAAUCUUACACAAUAAUUUUUCUUGUUUUUUUUCGCCUGUCAAAUUCUGUAUCGUCGCUAAUUAAUGCUGUGAAGAAAUAUACAUAUAUAUGUGUAUAUAUGUAUGUGUAUGCAAAUAUAUAUCUAUAUUGACCAAUA